Messenger RNA from Colletotrichum graminicola M1.001, 2073 nucleotides. Its product is annotated as glucose inhibited division protein A. NCBI's taxonomy places the organism in Eukaryota, Fungi, Ascomycota, Sordariomycetes, Glomerellales, Glomerellaceae. Gene Ontology annotation, biological process: tRNA methylation; tRNA wobble uridine modification. Gene Ontology annotation, molecular function: flavin adenine dinucleotide binding. The record is from RefSeq and is a predicted model, not a curated record. The coding region runs from base 1 to 2073 and encodes 690 amino acids. The transcript is spliced from 3 exons. Gene Ontology annotation, cellular component: cytosol.
AUGCGAUCUGUCUCCACGGCGUUGAAGCUGCGGCCGCGCAGUGCUGCUAGAAAGCUGCAGCAUCUUCGUUCUCCACAGACCAUCAGCAGGCGUGGGUUUGCAGCCGUUGCAGAAGGCGCCAGGACGUUCGAUGUUGUCGUGGUAGGAGGUGGCCACGCGGGUGCGGAAGCAUGCGCCGCCGCCGCCCGAGCUGGCGCGCGAACAGCUCUCGUUACCCCCAAAAUAGAGAAUCUCGGCACCUGCUCCUGCAACCCUUCUUUUGGAGGCGUUGGAAAGGGAAUAAUUCUUCGUGAGAUUGACGCGCUCGAUGGGCUGGCCGGCAGGGUCAUAGACAAGGCCGGUGUACAGUUUAGGGUCCUGAACAGAGCCAAGGGUCCUGCGGUAUGGGGCCCUCGAGCGCAAAUCGACCGAAAACUCUACCAGAAACACAUGAGGGAAGAGCUGGAGACAUACCCCAACCUCUCAAUCGUCCUCGGCAGCGUGUCCGACAUCGUCACGAGCGCAAACCCAGACACCACGGGCUCUGCCCCAAGCAAGAUCACGGGAGUCCGACUUGAGUCUGGCGAGGUACUCCCGACGAGCGCCGUAAUCAUAACAACCGGAACGUUCCUCAGCGCCGAGAUCCACAUUGGCAUGAAGGCGUACCCUGCAGGGCGCAUAGGGGAAGAUGCGUCCUUCGGCCUGAGCAAAUCACUGAAAGACGCCGGCUUCCGCCUCGGGAGACUGAAGACAGGAACUCCUCCACGUAUCGCCAAAGACAGUAUUGACUACACUCAUCUCGAGAGGCAACCAGGUGACAACCCGCCGAUGCCGUUCAGCUUCCUAAAUGAGCGGGUCGCUGUCGAGGAGCAGAUGUCAUGUCAUGUGAGCUACACCAACGAGAAGACGCACGCGAUUGUGCGUGACAACCUGGAAAAGACCAUCCACAUCCGAGAAACUAUUAAAGGCCCGAGAUACUGCCCGUCGCUGGAAGCCAAAAUCGUUCGGUUUUCCGACAAAGAUAGGCAUAUUGUCUGGUUAGAGCCCGAGGGGUUCGAUAGCGACCUCGUCUACCCUAACGGAUUGUCCAUGACUGUGCCACCCGAGGCGCAGGAGCAGAUUCUGCGCUCCAUUCCAGGGCUGGAAAACUGCGUGAUGACACAAGUGGGCUACGGCGUCGAGUAUGACUACAUUGAUCCCCGAAGCCUCAAGGCAACGCUCGAGACAAAGAACAUUGCCGGUCUAUUCCUAGCGGGCCAAAUCAAUGGAACCACCGGUUACGAAGAGGCUGCUGGGCAAGGGAUUAUCGCCGGCAUUAACGCUGGCCGAUCUGCGCUGGGUCUUGCCCCAGCCGCAGUUUCAAGAGCGGAUGGUUAUAUCGGCAUCAUGAUUGACGAUCUCAUUACAAAGGGUGUCACAGAACCGUACAGGAUGUUUACAACCAGAAGCGAAUACAGGCUGACGUCGCGAGCGGACAAUGCAGACCUUAGGUUGACCGAGCAAGGACGGAAGUGGGGCGUCGUGUCGGACGAGCGAUGGGCAGCCUUCAGUGACGAGAAACAGCAAAUCAGCGACCUCAUGGCGCUGCUAUCGUCGACGAGCAAGAGCAGCCCAGAGUGGUUGAAGCAAGGAUUCCAGGUGAAGGAGGAUGCCACCCGACGUGACGCGACCGAUAUGCUCCGGCUGCGCAACAUAACCAUGGACCAAGUCGCGGCCGCGGUGCCCGGUGUUGAGGCCUUCCCCGAGCGCAUCAGGUCUCGCGUGCACAUCGAGGCCACGUAUGCGCCCUUCAUCAAGCGCCAGCUCGCCGAGCGUAAGGUCUUUGCCCGGGACGAAAGCCUGCGGCUGCCAGCCUGGAUUGACUAUGACAAGGUUCCUGGGUUGGCCAUGGCCGAGAAGGCCGUUCUGAAGGCGACCAUGCCCGAGACUCUGGCUCAGGCGAGGCGGCUAGAAGGCAUCACGCCGUCCGGUUGUGUACGUUUGCUAGGCUAUGUUCAACGUCAACAGCGGAGCACAGCGAUGGCAAACAUGUCCAAGUCAUGGCGGACGAACAAAGAGGCCUCUGAAGGUAAGGGCAUCUCUCCGGUUCCGUAG